UCUUAUGCAACUGCCUCUGCGGGCAUGCACCCGUCACAUACUCUUCCUUCAAAGCUCAGGGCAAUCUCGGAGGUUGGCUUCAAGUGGACAGAAAUCGCACUUCCAGAUCUUGAGAAAUAUGCGUCCUCAAUUUCAAUGGAUAUAAGGAAAUAGAUGCUGCGAAGGACACAAGAAAACUUUGCGACCAACUAGGUAUUCGUGUCCUCCCUGUCAUGCCAUCCUCACAGUUCGAAGGAUAUAAUUAUGCUUCAAAAAUCGAACAGGGCUUAAAUCGUGCAAGAGCAUGGUUCAAAGUGAUGAAGCUAUUCUAGCUGACUUUCCGCAUAGAUACGUGAGAUACUUAUCAGUGUAUUCAGGCUCUAGGGUGUAGAACACUCCAAGUCGGCUCCUCGAAUGAUCCAUUUAUCAGCUCUGACUAUGACCUUAUGUCGAAAAACCUUCGAGCUUUAGCAGACGAAGCAGUGGCCCAAGACCCUCCGGUCCUAAUUGCAUACGAAAUGUGGGCAUGGGGAACAUAUGUAGAAAUUCCGGGAGCACACCUUGAUAUUUGCCGACGCAUAGAUCGGCCUAAUUUUGGGUUAUGUCUUGACACCUCCCAGAUGUCCGUGACUCAUUUGGCGUCGGAGAUCUGUCUACCCAAUGCUCUCUCACCAUCGAACGUCCCUCCACCGUCGGCGUCUCUGUCGGAAUCCUUUACAGGUCUUACACAUACGCUCAGCCGGCACACAGACAAAAUAUUCUAUCUGCAAAUUAGCGAUGGCUCGCGCAUUGAUUCCCAUGUACUUGAAGUGGAUGCAAAAGCACAGGGUAUCCACUCUCUAUAUGCAUACUCAAAUGCAUAUCGUCCUCUUCCGUUCCAGAAGGUGUCGCGUCCUGGAUUUCUUCCAGUCUUAGAUGUGAUGCGUGGUGUACUUGCAACUGGAUUGCGUGGUCCAUGGUCAUAUGAGACCAAAAUAAGGACGAUCCUGAUGUUCCGCGAUGCUGGACUCGCAAUGCUAUGGAUACUCACGCGCGGAUUCUUGAGGAACUAAAUGCUAGUCAAAAAUAAAGCUUUAACUGUGGCUUUAAUAGUGAUGAUGUAUGUAGGUUUCCGUAGGCGCCGACCAAAAACAAUCAUACCUGUGUUCCGC
Fomitiporia mediterranea MF3/22 is the source of this 1130-nucleotide messenger RNA. RefSeq lists its product as uncharacterized. The coding region runs from base 426 to 1031 and encodes 201 amino acids. The transcript is spliced from 7 exons. The record is from RefSeq and is a predicted model, not a curated record. NCBI's taxonomy places the organism in Eukaryota, Fungi, Basidiomycota, Agaricomycetes, Hymenochaetales, Hymenochaetaceae.